UCCUAAUCCUGAAUUGCAGAAGUAUUAUAGACAUCAUAUCCGACAGAGCUAUAUCCAACACGCAGACGAAUCUGAUCCCGAACGAAUUAAUCACAUUAUUAAACAAGCUGUCAAAGAUUGGCAGUGGGUCCUAAAGAAGUACAAAAUAUGUGAUAAUGGAAGCGGCCAAUCACCAACAAAGUAGUUCAAUGGACAGUAGUUCCUCUCGUCCCGUUCCUCCUCCUCCCAUUAGUGAUAAUGAAGCAAUGGACGUUACUGACUCUGUGCUCCACGAAUUCUCUUUGAGUGGCCCGGUCGCAUCUGAAUUCGAAUUUUUCUACGCCCUCUCUGUCUUCACAACGAGGCCGCACAUUCUCAACAGAAACAUCAAAGGGGCCGAACUCGUUCUUGAGGCAGAGUUGGCAUCAGAAGGGCAACAGCCAAAAUUCUACACCAUGAAACACAACGAACUUUGCGAGGUUGACGACGUCCCCCAAGAUUUAAUAGAGGGGUUGAAAGAGCCAUAUUUAAAGUCCGUAAUUGACGAGUUGAGAGACUUGGGCGUGCAUAGGUUUACCUUGGAGAGACAUCUAAUUGGACACACCUUGAGGGAAUACGUAUGUCGAGAAAUUUGGGACCUGGAGGACUGCGUCGUCGUCAUCGAGAGUCAAGACUUAGUCCCGAACAAGGAACUCCCUCCCCUCCGAUUCGUCUGCUCUCUCGUUAAAGCUUCGGUGGACGACUAUGUGAUGAAGAUCGAGGUGCAUAACCGAAAUAGAGACACGUCGUCGUCUCGUUUGAUGCAACAGUCGAUAAAGUUCUACAAGGACAAAGUCAUCCCCAAAAUAAUCAAGUGGGCCUCCUCCAACAAUAGUUUCGGUCAGGAUGGCAAAUAUCCCAACACGGCGCCAGGUGUGCCGUCCACUUCGUUGAAAUACGUCCCAGUCAAAGUUUAUUAUGAGCAGUACAAAGGACUUAAAGAGGCUUACUUUACGAAAUUGCAGUCGUUAUGGACUGAGACGACGGACCCCGUAAAAUUCAUAUCUGAAGAGAUGGGGAUUGCGACCUAUAUCAAGACUUAUAUUUCUACCAACUCCUCCUCUCCAUCAUUCUCCUUCGUCGAUAUGGGGUGUGGCAACGGCGUCCUCACUUUCGCCUUGACCGCUUACGGUGCUACCGGCUUCGGAUUUGAUAUUCGGUCGAGAAAACUAUGGGACGUUUUUCCCCACGUUGGUGUCAUGACAGAUUUAAGGGUCCAAAGUUUCAACCCAUUCUGUGACGACAUCCCUCCUCGCGAAAACCAGUGGUUGAUCGGGAACCACGCCGACGAACUCACCCCCUGGAUAUCCGUUAUGGCCAGAAGAUUCAACACAGCGGGCUUUAUCGUCAUCCCCUGCUGCCUCUUCGAUUUCCACGGGAAAUUUCAGCGCAAAGCUAAAAACUCUUGCGAUGCGGACUCCCUGUACCAAAACUAUAUCCAUUAUAUUGCCCAAGUCGGAGAGAGAUGUGGCUACUCUAUCCGCAUUGAUAAAUUGAGAAUCCCAUCGACAAAACGCAUCUGCAUUAUUGGGACCACACUGGAGCCAGAUUGUCCAGAAAACAUAACCGCAUUGCAACUUGCAAGGGACUACGCGGUCUCCAAAGUCUCCGAAUUUCCUACCACAGACAACUCAAUCUCAGAUAUCAAAGUCUUCAAACCUCGAUCUCCGGUAGAAAAGAUCAACAAUUUGACCCAAGUCGACCGCACUGUCGUGAGGAGGAUUGUACAGCGGAUUUUCGACUCGUUACUCACUUCCGAAGAGGGGAUAAUUAGUCAUCCGACCUACGCGAAACCAUGGAAUGGAGGCAGGAGAGAUUUUACCCUGGCGGAAGCUGCCCUUCUUCUCACACGAGAGGAGAGGGACCUCAUCCAGAAUCAGGGAAAGGGGCUGCAAACCCUUAUGAAGAAUCACCACCAGAUUUUCCGCAUUAGGAAUGGUUGCGUCCACCUCCGACGACCGGUUAUCGAUGAUGUGACCAAGAAAGGCGCGGUAGUAGGAGGAAAGAACGUCAAGUCGUACGAGUGCUUCUAUAAUGCUAAUCAUCCUGAUGGGUGUCCCCUUGUGGACGAGGCAGUUAAUGGGGGGACUGAGUUGCAAGCCCGAGUAGUGCACACGGAAAUUUUUUCAAAUUUUGUACAUUGCAAAAUUUGGAAAAUUUAAAAAUUGAGUUCUUUGGGUAAGUUGGAAGAACAGCAAGAUGAGAUUUUUGUCAAGGUCUAUUAAAAUUCAUAAAUUUCUCAACUUGAAUGAAAUGCAUAAUUUACUUCUUGCUUUAUUACGCAGCUCGUGGACGACGAUGUCAUUUAAUUCAUAUAUAUUUAUUGUCGCUGUUUGUUAGUCAGUUUAGAGAACGUUCAAUAAAAAUGUUUAAAUAAUGAAAGCAUAAA
Messenger RNA from Folsomia candida, 2407 nucleotides. RefSeq names its product probable tRNA (uracil-O(2)-)-methyltransferase. Gene Ontology annotation, molecular function: tRNA (uridine) methyltransferase activity. The transcript is spliced from 7 exons. The record is from RefSeq and is a predicted model, not a curated record. Bases 156 to 2180 code for a protein of 674 amino acids. Gene Ontology annotation, biological process: tRNA methylation. NCBI's taxonomy places the organism in Eukaryota, Metazoa, Arthropoda, Collembola, Entomobryomorpha, Isotomidae.